Talaromyces proteolyticus is the source of this 1223-nucleotide messenger RNA. RefSeq lists its product as uncharacterized. The coding region runs from base 331 to 1113 and encodes 260 amino acids. The record is from RefSeq and is a predicted model, not a curated record. NCBI's taxonomy places the organism in Eukaryota, Fungi, Ascomycota, Eurotiomycetes, Eurotiales, Trichocomaceae. The transcript has a single exon.
GCUUUGUAGAAAUACAAAUGUAUAUUUCAGUUUUUAAUCGGCUAGGGCCGCCGCCUCUUACCGUGUUGGUGCGGCAAACAGCACGUAGAGCUUAGUCCGCAUCCAGCGAACAGUAAUGGUAUCUCCUCCAACCCCCCAUCGAUUUUGCCAAAUACUAGAGAUCCAACCACUAAAUUCUGUUGUAAUCAUGCGUCAAACCCGGCACAUUAUUCUAUGCGGAAUACACUAGCUACAGUGAUUCGUUAGUGGCCUGAAUUUGUCUUUGGUGAUUGCUCGCCCUCAUGCCGUGGGCUUGGGGCAAUUGCUUCAAUCCCCGCCCCAAAUAGGAUCAUGGGAACGCCAUUGCAACGUUCCCCAAAGCGCAAACGAGAUGCUGCAGAAAAGGAUCACUACAGUCCGCCAUCCUCACCGACUUCUUCCAUAUCGGUAGCAAGCCUCCAAGAAGCCCGGCUGAUUGAAGCGGAAGAUAUAGGACGACAUAGUCCCCGCACUGUUGUCGCCAGUCGCAUGAAGGAGCUCGCAAUUCGAGAAUCGAGCCUCAACCUAGAUAUGAAUCGCAGCAACCUAACAGCACGAAUUCAACAGUCUGCUCCUAAUGAAGGGCAAGAUACGUCGACUGAGACGGUCGAACAACCACUGUCCUCAUCGAUAGAAGAAGUGGACCGAGAAUACGAUGUCAGCUCAAAAGAAGUUGACGAACAGAAAGUUGAAGAUCUGCCAACCCAGGCGACAUGUCAGCUAGAAAGAGUACCUUCUCGCAAGAAGGUAAAGCCUGUUCCUGCUUCGUCAAGAACCAGGAAAAAGGCUUCAUCUCCACCCGUCGAGAAUGUCCCUCUCAACCCACUAACAUGGAGUGACUGCGAGAUCACGGGCCAUAGCCCUACUGAUCCAACUGAUGACGGGUACGGGAUAAAUGGUAUCGGCUUUAAGCCAACCCCUGCGAUUGCGUGGGCACGAUCUCAGCAAAGACAAAAGCAAGUCGCCGAGUGGAAGCACCGAGAAGACAGAGAAGCAAGGGAAAAACGCAGAGAGCGUCGUGAGGGCAUGGUCCCAGACGCAUCGAAUGAAACAGCUGGAGCAGCGCAGAAAAAGGUUAAAUUUAAUCUUAGCUGAUAGUGAGGAGCUUACAAUGUCCACGACAUUUGGGAGUGGCCCUUUACCUGUAUUAGAUAUGGCUUUCCUAUGUAAAUGCUUCUUGGUACAGAUUGGAGCAUUCUUGGAUA